ACGCAGCGCAGCUCGGAGGCUGGGCUCUGAAUGUGGCCUGAUGCUGAUGUAACGGGGGGGGGGGGACCCCGGGAAAAUGUGAUUCACCACUUAGCAGCGAUCAGGGUUGCAUAUUUUACGGUGCUUGUCAUGAUAAGAGUGAAUGCGAAGGCAAAACGGGAGUGCGUGCUCUCCCUCUUGAGGUCCAAAGACAGUCGGUGUGCCCAUUUGGACUGAAGUAACUCAGAAGACCAUUUCAUAAUUUCUUUGGGAAACACUCAACUGUCUUCAGCAACUGAUUAAUCUAUUGCUGCUGCUCGCUUCCAAAUCUUUCUAACAUUCCAGUGAUUACGCUAACAUUGAACCAUCUAAAUCUUCAUUCUGCUUUUUUUUGUGUGCCUGCUGCUUCCGUUCGUACCUUCCGAAAAUUUAAGAGGCUUGGAAUCUUCAAGAGACAGGAAUCAGAUAACAGACUUUAAAAGAAAAAGGAAAAACUAUCCAUUAUGAACCUUAAGCUAGAGCUACGUGCCAUUUUCUUGCUCCCUGUAUACUUACUGAUAUCUCUGUACAGUGCCCUUGUAUUCAUACCAUGGUAUUUUCUUACCAAUGCUAAGAAGAAAAAAGCUAUGGCAAAGCGCCUAAAAGCUAAGCCCAUCUCGGACAGCCCUGGGAGCCCAUACCGAGCCAUUUCCCACCUUGAGACACUAGCCACUAUAGACUUUCCUGGAGCGGACACUCUGGACAAAUUGUUCGACCAUGCUGUAGCAAAGUUUGGGAGAAAGGAUUGUCUUGGAACAAGGGAGCUCCUGAGUGAAGAGAAUGAAAUGCAGCCCAACGGAAAAGUAUUUAAAAAGCUCAUCCUAGGUAACUAUAGAUGGCUCAGCUAUGAGGAAGUGAACCAGAAAAUAAACUACUUUGGAAGCGGAUUAGCUGCAAUCGGGCUGAAACCAAAGAGCACAGUUGCCAUUUUCUGUGAAACGCGAGCAGAAUGGAUCAUUGCUGCCCAGACCUGUUUCCGCUACAAUUUUCCUCUUGUUACUUUAUACGCAACCCUUGGAGAAGAGGCAGUCACCUAUGGGCUGAAUGAAUCCGGAGCAUCGUAUCUGAUUACUAGCAUAGACCUUUUAGAAGGGAAACUUAAGAACGUAUUGUCAAACAUCACGUGUCUCAAACAUAUAAUUUAUGUCGACAAGAAGACUAUCAGUAAAUCAGACUAUCCUGAAAGACUGGAGAUCCACAGCAUGCAAGCAGUGGAAGAACUUGGAGCCAAACCGGAGAACAUAAGCAUCCCUCCUAGUCGUCCUCUUCCUACUGAUCUAGCCUUGGUAAUGUACACCAGCGGGUCCACCGGCCGGCCCAAAGGCGUGAUGAUGAUGCACAAAAACCUGAUCGCUGGAAUGACGGGACAGUGUGAACGAAUACCUGGACUGGGACCUAAGGACACCUACAUCGGCUACCUGCCCUUAGCUCACGUCUUAGAACUGACCGCAGAAAUUUCUUGUAUUACUUAUGGCUGCAGGAUUGGAUACUCCUCUCCGCUCACGCUGUCAGACCAGUCAAGCAAAAUCAAGAAGGGGAGCAGAGGAGACUGUACCGUCCUUAAACCCACCUUGAUGGCAGCUGUACCGGAAAUCAUGGAUCGAAUUUAUAAAAACGUAAUGAGUAAAGUUCAAGAGAUGAACUACAUUCAAAAGACUUUGUUCAAGAUCGGCUAUGAUUAUAAAUUGGAGCAAAUCAAAAGGGGCUACGAUGCCCCGCUGUGUAACUUAUUACUGUUCAAAAAAGUAAAGGCCCUGCUGGGCGGGAACGUCCGCAUGAUGCUGUCUGGAGGUGCCCCCCUUUCGCCUCAGACGCAGAGGUUUAUGAACAUCUGUUUCUGCUGUCCUGUGGGCCAAGGUUACGGGUUAACAGAAACCUGCGGGGCUGGAACGAUCACAGAAGUCGCCGACUACAGCACCGGCAGGGUAGGAGCUCCUCUCGUCUGCUGUGAGAUUAAAUUGAGAGACUGGCAAGAAGGAGGCUACACAAAUAGAGACAAACCAAACCCCAGGGGUGAGAUUAUAAUUGGUGGACCCAACGUAUCCAUGGGCUACUUCAGAAACGAAGAGAAAACGGCAGAAGACUUCAUCACUGAUGAAAAUGGUCAACGGUGGUUUUGUACCGGGGACAUUGGAGAGUUUCACCCUGACGGCUGCCUGCAAAUCAUAGACCGCAAAAAAGAUUUGGUGAAGCUGCAGGCGGGAGAAUAUGUAUCGCUGGGCAAGGUCGAGGCAGUCCUGAAAAACUGUCCGCUGAUUGACAACAUCUGUGCUUAUGCCAAAAGUGAUCAGUCUUAUGUGAUCAGCUUUGUGGUUCCAAAUCAGAAGAAACUCACCAAUCUCGCUGAGCAGAAAGGUGUGACCGGAGGUUGGGUCGACAUCUGUAACAACCCUAUAAUGGAAUCUGAGAUCCUGAAAGAGAUUAAGGAGGUGGCUGACAAAAUGAAGCUGGAGCGAUUUGAAAUACCAGUCAAAGUGCGGCUAAGCCCAGAACCCUGGACCCCAGAGACCGGCCUGGUAACGGACGCUUUCAAACUGAAACGGAAGGAGCUGAAGAACCAUUACCUCAAUGACAUUGAACGAAUGUACGGAGGUAAAUAACCUCCAAGCCACCUCUUAAGUGGGAGGCUGUUCAGGGUUCCUACACAGACUGAGUGACGAAUGUUAAUUCCCCAAAUAUUGGCUGUAAUUGCAAAUGGAGAGAGAGGGGGCCCUUCAUGAAACCGAGACGAGCGACCCGCCCUCCCAUUUCCGAGAAGGAGCAGCGCUCGUUUUCUGAACGACUCUUUCAAAGAUGCUGUUAAAAUGACUGACCACUGCCACAUGGCCUUCUUUCAUUUGAUCACUGCCAGUCCUUGGAUGGCUGUGUUCACAUGAAACCCCCUCCCUGGCCAAACCAUUGUUUCGUUCUUCUAUUUCGCCUCCUAUAACGACUCCUAUGGAAUUUGAGGGUUCCAUGGUGGGGGUUUUUUCCCCCCAGAAUUGAGCCUGUGUCUAAUGUGUGCACUGUACAAGAAAAAGUGAAGAACGAGCAGAGAGAACUGAGCCGGUAGCUUGCACAGAAUGCUGCUUCGUGGUCUGCCAUCUCAGGCCCUUUGCCAGGUGAAGGGAGCUCUGUGUAACUUGACUAUAACCGGGAAGAGCUAAGAGACUAAGAAGGGGAAGCGCCUGUGCUGAAUGAAUGGUUACUUUCACACAGCCAGAACUGACUCGUCACGGCUGGCUGCUUGAAUUUUGCCCCAUGUAUAUGCAGCUAACCGGGUUUCUUAGCUGUGAAGUUGCCGAAGGAGUUCUCUUCCGUUCAGUGACGCCGGCUGUAGUUAAGCUGCUAAAGAGGAAAUUUCAGCUAUGUGAAAGUACCCAGAGAAGAGGCGUUUGUGGUACUUUUCCCUCGAGUAUUAAGGGCCCAAGUCCAGUUUGCUCCUUUUUACUCUACAGGGAAGAAACGUAAUUGUAGCUUUAAAAGCCACUCUCUCCAAUAUCCUCGGCCUUUUCCUGAGCAUAGAUCACAACAUUCCCUCGGCUGAACUGUUCUCAAACUUCUGAAUUGAAUUGUGAGGCAAAGGAAUUCAGCGCUGCCAUCUUCCGCAUGCCAGGAUUCUGAGCAUCUCUAGUGCCUAAAAGGGAACCCAGAACAAUUAAGAGGGGGUGAAUAAUUGGCCGUCCGCAGUUCGUUUUUACCUUUCCAUCCUGCAUUUCCAGUACUGCCACAAAGAUUCUUUCCUUACUCAAACCUCAAAAGAAUAGUCUUCAAAAUAAGAUAGGCUAGUGACGUUUGCCUUCUUCAGUACUCUGCUGGCUUGUACAAUAGAGAGAUUGCUGGCAUCCACACGUUUUCAAAGACUUUAUUUAAACUAGGUUAUAUCUCUGAAAUCAGUGGGGCAAAACAAACCUUGACGGGUAAAGAACUGGCACGGACCUGUCGGAAGGAUCUUUUACACACUUGUACAUCACAGGUGUGACAUCUGGGGAUCUCUCUGCCUGUUCCUUCAAACUCAUACACACCAAGAAUUAAAUCUUAUCCAAAGUUUGGUUUCUGUUUGGGUUUUUUUUUUAAGCUUACUUUUUUCACUUUGAAAGGGCAUUCUCUUUAUCUUUUCAUAUAUCACACAAAACAAGUUGUAGAAGCUGUAAAUUUCUAACUGUGGUGAACUUGGUCUUUGGAACUUUAGUCUUUUUGUCGUUUAAGGAGCUAAUCGGAAGAGGGAGAACCCUGUACUUAAAACUUGUUUUGUCUUUCUGUUUGUGACGAUGUUUUGUUUUAAAACUGGAAAUUCUUGGUGUGAGAAGGCGGGGCAGGCCGUGAGCCUCACGUGAGUGGGUUCUGCACAGCAUAUUUAUAACGAUUGCAACUCAUUAUAAACAUGCUGCGCAGAAUCCACUACGGUUUGCACAUUUUAUGUGCUGCAUUUGACAGAGUGUCUUCUUCUUUUUUUGUCCAUACUUUGGGCUUGUGUAUCCCUGCUAGCAGUUCAUACUUGAACCAGAAAUACUGUAAGAUGUGGCGAUUCUUGAUGCUGUUCUACUUUGCACUUUUUUCUGAAUCCUUUUAUAUAUGUUGCUUCCAUUUUUGUAAAAAUGUGGCCCUUGAUUGCAAUGUGUUCUACUUGGAUCUAAAGUAUUUAUAAACUAGAAUUCUUUUAUUCAUAAUAUUUAAAUGUGUAUAUUAUGGUCAAAAGAAAAAAAUAAUAAUCUGGUAUUGUUAACUGAAGAAUGAAGGGAUUUUUAUACGAUGUGUCAUUUCUGCACAUGGGAGCAGUUUUAAAUGCAAGCCGGGCAAGUUUUUCUUUAUAUGAGGUGUAUGUGUGGGGUUGGCCAACAGCAAAUUUGCUAAAACCUACAGACUAGCGGUUCUGACCAAAACUAGCCAUCCCAUCCCAGAGGACCAAUUGUAGUUUUUAAUCAACGAACAAGAGUUUUUAAUGACUUUCACCUGACUAAUUUAUUCAGCCAAACCAGCACACGGCCAACCAACCUUGUAGAGACCCAAACCCUCAAGUUAAAUCUGGCUGCUGCUUACAGGGGCAGGAAAUUCUAGCCUUUUGCAAAAGGGACCAGGAAAUUGCCUCUUGGUGGGUCUUUAACCAAACGCAUACACUUGUUUACAUAUGCAGGAAAUGCUUCCCGUGUGGAUAGUGGGUGGGUGGGGUUUGUUUUUUUUUUUGGUUUUUUAAAAUGAGCUUGUCUUUGUGGUCUGUUACAUUCAUUCUGUGAUAAAACUGGUCUUCUAUUUAGACAAAAAAACCCCACUAUUUGAUUUUCUGUCAAACACAACAAUUGCAAUACAACAGAUGUAUGGAGCGAA
Sphaerodactylus townsendi is the source of this 5322-nucleotide messenger RNA. It is a transcript of the gene ACSL4, whose product is annotated as acyl-CoA synthetase long chain family member 4. The record is from RefSeq and is a predicted model, not a curated record. Gene Ontology annotation, biological process: long-chain fatty-acyl-CoA metabolic process; neuron differentiation; long-chain fatty acid metabolic process. Gene Ontology annotation, cellular component: lipid droplet; plasma membrane; endoplasmic reticulum. The transcript has 16 exons. Gene Ontology annotation, molecular function: arachidonate-CoA ligase activity. Bases 483 to 2618 code for a protein of 711 amino acids. NCBI's taxonomy places the organism in Eukaryota, Metazoa, Chordata, Lepidosauria, Squamata, Sphaerodactylidae.